AUGGAUACCACAAGAUGUUGUGAGGUUGGAUUGAUAUCAAAUGUUGGUCAUAUGGUUCUAAUGCUCAGUUAUUCUCAUUGGCAGAUUGACCCACGCCACCGUUACGGACAUAAUCUCCAUUUCUAUUACGAUAGCUGGCUCCAUUGCGAGAGUAGGCAACCGUUCUUCUACUGGUUGGAUGUGGGAGAGGGGAAGGAGGUCAAUCUGGUGGAUCAAUGCCCACGAUCAAAGCUUCAACAACAGUGCAUCAAAUAUCUUGGCCCGAAAGAAAGGGAGAUUUAUGAAGUUGAAGUGGAGGAUGGGAAAUUCUUCUACAAGCAGAGUGGGAAGCUCCUCGAUACAUCUGAAGGACCAAAAAAUUCUAAGUGGAUCUUUGUUCUAAGCACAUCCAAGAGCUUAUAUGUUGGGCAGAAGAAAAAAGGCACAUUUCAGCAUUCAAGUUUUUUGGCGGGAGGUGCUACGUCUGCUGCUGGCAGAUUAGUCAUAGAAAAUGGCAUCCUAAAGGCUGUCUGGCCACACAGCGGGCAUUAUCGACCAACUGAAGAAAAUUUUCAGGAAUUGGUGACCUUUCUCAAGGAACACGAUGUGGAUCUCACUGAUGUCAAGAAUAGCCCAACAGACGAAGACGAUGAAUCUUGGAGCAAGCAUGGGAGCCACAUUGAGACCACGGGGUUUGGAAGUGCCGAACAAGGGUACAAAGCAACGAUCACAUAGGAAGUUCACAGCCAUUGGGCAGUAUGGUGCUUUUUCAAGAGACCAGGAUGGUCAAGUCUUCGGCAGAAAGUUAAAUGGGUUUGCUGCUAUGGGAGAUGAGAAGGCUUUAGUUGCUGUCCAGAGCCAUGAAUCUUUGGAAGUUUCCCCUCGCCUUCAAUUGUCUUCAAGA
Messenger RNA from Magnolia sinica, 883 nucleotides. Its product is annotated as IQ domain-containing protein IQM2-like. The record is from RefSeq and is a predicted model, not a curated record. The transcript is spliced from 7 exons. Bases 1 to 714 code for a protein of 237 amino acids. NCBI's taxonomy places the organism in Eukaryota, Viridiplantae, Streptophyta, Magnoliopsida, Magnoliales, Magnoliaceae.